Messenger RNA from Paramuricea clavata, 2847 nucleotides. The record is from the annotation of a GenBank genome assembly. Lineage: Eukaryota; Metazoa; Cnidaria; Anthozoa; Malacalcyonacea; Plexauridae.
AUGAAUAGAACAGUAUACGACUACCAACGUGGCAAUUUCGAUGCUUUAAGAUCAUCACUCGAAUCCAAGAAUCUGUCCAACCUAAUACCAGCGGAAGGCGAUAUUGACCACGACUGGCUGAUCUGGAAAACUACUUUCCUUACAAUAGUUGCUGAUCAUAUCCCAACUAAAAGACUUCGAAGUCGAAAAUAUGUGCCUUGGCUUAGGGGUGAAAUUUUGCACAACAUCAAAAAGAAAAAUUCCUUAAGACAAAGAUUGAAAAAAUCUCCCAGUGACUAUCUCCGCCACAAGUUUAAAACUCUCAGAGCCACAAUCAAGCUUAUGAUAAAAAUCAGCCGAUCCAACUACAUUUCCUCUCUCUGCACAAACAUCCAAACCAAUUCCAAACGUUUCUGGUCACUAUUUAAACUAAAAGGCGCAACACGUUCUGUCCCGGAAAAAAUUUCAAUAAAAACAAGUGUCAACAAUGUUCGUGAAUAUGCCGAGAAUCCUAGGGACAUCGCAACACUUUUCAACCGCUACUUUGUAUCAAUCUUCUCGAGUGAUCCUAUCAAUAUUGUUAAUCAACAAUCUAUAUCCGAAACCACUGACAUUAUUUUUAAUGACAUUAUUUUGUCGGAAGGAACAGUGCGCUUAGUUUUAAGAAAUCUUGAUAACAACAAAGCGCAUGGUCCAGAUGAAAUCCCAGCAAGAUUACUUACCGAAACUGCAUACCAAAUCGCUCCAUCUCUAUGCCUUCUGUUUAACAAGUCCUUAAAAAGUGGAAUAGUACCUCGAGAAUGGAAACUUGCCAAUGUUGUACCCAUCCACAAAAAGGGGGAUAAAGAUCAUGUAGAAAACUAUCGGCCAAUUUCUCUUCUCUCACUUGUCUCCAAAGUCUUAGAGCGUUGCGUGUUCAUUAGUAUCAAAGAACAUGCUUUCAGUCAAAUAAAUUCUUGCCAACAUGGCUUCAUUUCAGGAAAAUCAUGCGUGACACAACUAAUUAAAGUUUUAGAUACCAUCGGCAGCCAAUUAGAUCUCGGAAAGCAGAUUGAUGUGAUCUACCUGGAUAUGUCAAAAGCAUUUGAUAAGGUUAGUCACGUACGUCUUCUACAUCGUCUCAGAGAAUUUGGAUUCGGAGGAAAUCUCUUAAUGUGGUUUAAUUCUUACUUGAAAAAUCGCCAACAACAAACUACUGUUCUCGGUGCAACAUCGACAGCACUACCAGUGACAUCCGGAGUACCACAAGGUUCCAUUCUUGGCCCACUACUUUUCCUCUUAUAUACUAAUGAUCUAUCCUCUUCCAUCGUGAAUUCGAACGUAGCAGCUUUCGCUGAUGACACUAAGAUUUUUAAAGUGAUUAACUCCAGGACCGAUGCAAUAUUAUUACAAAAUGAUCUUCUCAACUUUAAUUCCUCCUCAUCCAAUGCUGGUCUGCAUCUUAACACAUCAAAAUGUAAAACCCUCCAGGUCACCAGGAAACACAACAAAAUAGAUUUCCCUUAUCAACUACAAGAUACCAUACUAGAAAAGACUGAUUGCGAACUCGAUUUAGGUGUAUGGACGAAUUAUGAUCUCACUUGGUCAAAGCAAGUUACACAACAAAGUAACAAAGCUAAUAAAAUGCUGGGUUACAUUCGAAGAUCAACUUUCAAUAUUUGCGAGUUUGCAAUUCGACGAACACUGUACCUUUCUCUGGUUCGCUCACACUUAGGAUAUGCCACCCAAGUAUGGGCGCCCCAAACAGUUGAGUUGGUGAAAAGAGUAGAACGAGUUCAGAGGCGUGCAACUAAAUAUAUUUUAAAUGUUUCCUUUAUUUGUGAUACAGAAUAUAGAGACCGACUCCUUGCAACCAGUUUGCUCCCUCUCAGCUACUGGCACGAAUACCUGGAUGUAGUAUUCUUCUAUAAGGCAAAUCACAACAUUUUUAAUAUUGAUAAAAAAAUUCUUCCAUUUCCUCAACCUCAGGGUCAAAGACAGACAAGAUCAUUUAAUCCCAACUCGCACAAAUAUAAAAUUCCGACAUACAAGACGUCAACCUAUGAAAAAUCUUACAAAAUCGGAACAUCAAGAAUAUGGAACACACUACCCAAUUAUAUUACAUCCAAAGACCUAACAUUUUCAGAAUUUAAGAAUCUUCUUUUUAAGUACUAUAUUUUAGCAUCAGAAAAUACAUACGAUGUUGAGGAUCCCCGGACAUGGAAAAGUGUGUGUAUAAAAUGUAAUUCCGCUCGAAGUUUAAUGAACUCUCCAUUGACAUGCUGCUUUUAGACAAAUGUAAUGACUGUUGUUCAAGUAUUGUCUGUUGUGUGUGUUUAGUAUACCUUGUAAAUUGUUUCUGUAUAACUAUUGGGGCCGCUGUAAUUGGCAAUAGCUGUUGUGGUUUCCCAGCCAAUGAAUGUAUAAGUAUGAUGGCAAAGUAAAUAAAUAAAUAAAUAUAACAGCAAAACGUAUUUAUAGCACACCAUACCUUCACUAUAGCGUUGUCGUUGUAAAGUCCUGUUCAGCGCUAAUGUCCGUACUUUAAUGCUACAAUUCUUCGAAAGCCAGGUUCCCUCUUUAUAUCGUAAAAUAAUAUUCAACGUCUAACGGCGUGUCACUUUUCACACGGCAAAUUCUUUCCAAAACAUUAGUCUUCGAUAACUCCUCCUUGGCACCUUGCACUCAGAAUAAGUUACAUUGUCGAAUGUUUACUUAAUCUGUAAGCGUGUGCUAUAAAAUUAUACUAAACUUUGUCAAUACGUUUUACUCCGCAUAUAAAAACUGUUCAUGUAUAAUGAUAAUGCAUGGUCUGCUUCUACCGUUUCAGCCGCCAUGACAGAGUUCUCAAAUUACCAACGGCGAAUGUGCGAAGUGUCAUUCAAAUAA